Messenger RNA from Cladocopium goreaui, 679 nucleotides. Lineage: Eukaryota; Dinophyceae; Suessiales; Symbiodiniaceae. The record is from the annotation of a GenBank genome assembly.
AUGAAGAGUAUGGACUCCAACGACUUUUUCGAGACGGUCUCCAAACGCCCGGAUUUGUUGCCUCAAUACCUGGAUGCUGCAAAGGAGGAAGGCAUGGCAGGCCCUGGAAACGCUGUCUGUGUCCGGACUGCUGACUUCAUUGAGAAGCACAUUCCGCUCAGCAAGAGGGCCCCCAUGGUCGACCUGGGCUGCGGCGAUGCUGCCCUGGCGGCCGAGUUGGCGCUACGCGGCUGGGCAAAGGUGACCAGCGUGGACGCUGCUCGCUUGGCACCCCGCGUAGUAGUUCAGAAUUUGGGUUCGCUUCCAGAUGAUUGGACAGAUCGAUACGAAGUGGCAGUUCUUUGCAGAGCCCUUUGGAGCCUUGACUACUUGAAGGUGCUUGAGGAGGCGCAUCGAGUUCUUCGGAAAGAGCCUGAAGCUCGACUGGUGGUGGUGGAACCCUUCCGGCGAUGGUGGGGACGUGGUCAGGACGGUGGAGAGCUGGAGAAUCAGUUAUUGAGCGCACUUGAGAGGGCCGGCUUUCACCUCUUGUUGGAGGAGAGUGAGAAUUUCCGGAUGCCCGUGGCCGCCGUGGCCGACGUGGGCAAAUCUGCCACCAAAAGUCUGUUCCAAUUCCUGUUGGCUUCUCCGGUGCCUGGUGAGGACAAAGCUCCUGAGUCACAAAGCUGGGGGUAAAAGU